Strongylocentrotus purpuratus (purple sea urchin) is the source of this 3956-nucleotide messenger RNA. Its product is annotated as dual specificity mitogen-activated protein kinase kinase 6. The record is from RefSeq and is a predicted model, not a curated record. NCBI's taxonomy places the organism in Eukaryota, Metazoa, Echinodermata, Echinoidea, Camarodonta, Strongylocentrotidae. The coding region runs from base 524 to 1531 and encodes 335 amino acids. Gene Ontology annotation, biological process: protein phosphorylation; MAPK cascade. Gene Ontology annotation, molecular function: ATP binding; MAP kinase kinase activity. The transcript is spliced from 11 exons.
GAUAUGUAUAGGGUCGAUAGUCUACGUGCCAGUUAUGACUCAUAUAAAUGUUCGGGAUUGUCUGGCUUUUCAGUGUGUCUAAUAAUACUUAUUUAUAGUAAUGAUAACAGGUUGUUAUACAUGCAAUUCCGAUAAUUCUUCUCAGUAGUCUGUUUGGGUCCACAGCUACAGGAACAGACGUUAUUUAAUGCUCGGAACUUGUUGGAGAUCUGUGGCUUUCUUUGCCAACGCCCAGCUGUCUGCAGGCUGCAGUGCCCGAUAUACUGGAGUAAAGCAACCGGCCCUCCUCCCAGAGAAGACGGUGCGGAACCGUAUCGAAAUUCUUCCAUAGCACUACAAAUAUUGUGAGAAUCCUGUUGAGCUGAGGUCACCACUCAAUGAAUCGGUCAUCUGAACAAUUUCAAGAAUCCAAGCCAACCUGCCAGUGUCAGCUGUAUCUUCUUAGUCACAAGAAGGAAGACUGGUGUGCUGCCUGUGGUUGAGUUAGUCAUCCUUCUAAACAAAGCUGUUCCACUUCACCUCAAUGGCUACUAAAGGUAAAAAGAAAUUUGGAGGAGUCAAAUUCAAAUUUGAUGCCGAAGAGGCUCCUAAGCGGGAGGAGAAAAAGCCACCAGGUGGGCUGGACAACAAGGCUACACUGACAGUGAAUGGGCAUGAGUUUCAGGUGUAUGCCAGAGAUAUGAUUGUGAUUGAGAAUCUAGGAAGAGGAGCAUAUGGCAUCGUGGAUAAAACUAGACAUGAACCUACUGAAUCCAUCAUGGCUGUUAAGGUAAACAGCACAGAGGAUAAAAGGAUUUUAAUGGACAUGGACGUAGCUAUGAGGAGUUCAGAUUGCGUGUACACAGUAGAGUUCUAUGGUGCUCUCUUCCAAGAGGGAGAUGUAUGGAUCUGUAUGGAAGUCAUGGAUACAUGUCUCGACAAACUCUAUAAGAACAAACUCAAACCUCAAAAGAUAUUUGUUCCUGAAAAUAUCCUCAGCAGGAUAUCUUUCUCAAUUGUGAGUGCCCUCAAAUAUCUGCAGACUAGACUGAAAGUGAUUCACAGAGAUGUGAAACCAUCUAACGUACUAGCUAAUCACAAUGGGAAGAUCAAGCUCUGUGACUUUGGUAUCAGCGGUCAAUUGGUCAACUCUAUGGCCAAAACACAAGAUGCAGGUAGCAGACAGUAUAUGGCUCCAGAGAGGAUAGACCCUGACAUGAGUGCUAAGGGGUAUGAUGUCAAAUCAGAUGUUUGGAGUUUUGGAAUCACAAUGAUUGAGAUAGCUACUAAUGCCUACCCAUAUGAGAGAUGGCAUGAUAUGUUUCAGCAGCUCACACAGGUUGUAAAGGGCACUUCUCCAGCACUACCUAAAGAGAAAUUCUCAGAAGAUAUCCAGGAUUUCAUUAACAAAUGUUUGAAAAAGAACUGCACAGAAAGACCUUCAUAUACAAGACUAUUAGAACAUGAAUUCAUCAAGCAGCAUGCUGACAUAGGAGACGACGAUGUAGCCAGCUUCAUAUCUCCUAUCAUCGGUGAUACAAAUAGCAGUUAACUCUACCUCAUUGCUACUAGCUUUUUAUACAGUUGGUAGUCUUAUUGUAUACAAGCUGCACUUCAAAUAUGGUUUCAUUGUGGAUAAGUCAUUGCUCUCAAAUAUAUAUCAGUAUUUGAUUUGAUAUUCACAUCUUGUUUCUCAUUGAGAUUCAACAUGUUUGGGUUUGGGCUCCAUUGAUGCAUGUGUUCAAAAUAUCACUUUUAUGACAGAACUACACUAAUUCUGUACAUUUAAGAUGAGCUGUUAUUUUGAUAUAUUGUGACCAAGCACCAGAAAACCACCAAACAGUCACCAGAUAUGACAUUUUUAAAAGUUUAGAUCUGAUUCUAAAAGAGGAGAUUUGGAUGUUUGUAUCCCAAUUCAAAAUGAGUAGACUAUGACCAGUCUUAUGGAAUGUUACUGUAGAGAAAGAAGUGUUUAAGUGUAGUCUAUCCAAGCACUUUGACGACCAAUGAGUUAUGCAAGGUGACAAUUAACCCACUCCUGUCCUGCAUUGUGACAUCUUACUCUCAGUACCUUCUAGUUACAGGAGAUCAGAAUGAAACUGGUCAGUAGCCAGAGUCUGUAACAACCUCAAGAUCAGACAGACAGAGGUCUACAAAAGCAGCCCAAAAUACCACUUUAGAUUUCUUAGUGCUUCCAAAGUUUAAUACCAGUAGAACAAUAUAGAAAGGAAACACUGGAAAGCAACAUUUGUCCUAAACUAACUGACCAAAUAUACCUCUAUUGAUUUCUCACUGAAGAUCACACCGUGUGACUUUAAGGUGGUUUUGUGAUGCCUGGUCACAAUUGGUACGAAUGUUUGAAGAAAAAUAUAUAAAAAUUAAUAAAAGUAAGUAAAAAAUAAUAGUCACAUUCAUAUAGUGCUUAAUACUAGGUUUCUAGGUGCUUUACUUUGUAAUUUAGAAACAAAUAACAUCUAAUAUGGGGAAGAAUACUUUGAAUAUAUGUGUGUGUGUGUGAAGAUAGAUUGAUGGAGGAUAUUUCUAGUCACAGUCAAGGAUAGAGUUGAGUGCAUUAAUAAAUGGUAUCAAAAUCAAUGUGUAAGGAGUCUGUGAAACAACAUUAAGGGCAUGAUACAAAGAGCUGUAUCUCUUACAUUUAGUUUUGGUGAAGAACAAAGUCCCUUUGAAAAAUACCAUAGAGCAUUUAAAAAACAUUGCCAAUGAAUGGAAAGGAAUUGGGGCUUGAAGACAACUCGAGACCAAUCACCAUGUUAGUGUAAAGUGUUUUGAGUCAUAUUUUAGAACAGUAUAAUAAAGCUUAUGUUGAUCCGGUUUGCAGGAAGAUAGGACAAUUGUUAAGGUUCAAAUGAUAAUAAUAAAGUUUAUUGCAUAAGUUCUGUGUUAAAAGAACAUAUACAAGUGCAAUGUAAUCGAGUCAGUAUGGCCUUAGUGUAGAAAGGAUUAUGAUGGACAAUCGUACGCUCUCUCUGACUUUGCCCAGAAAAGAAAAAGCGAAAAAUUGAAAAGGAGUCCACUUUAAGGUCCAUUCUAUAACUUCUACUAAAAAGAUAGCCAGUCAGGGAGCUGGAAAGUAUUGUCAGUUAGACUCGCCUGAAUCAGUGUUAUCUGUGAUUGAUUAUCCCUUGAUUGAAAGGUCUGAAUUCACUCUACAUGUACAUCUGUCUUGUACUCAUAAUAUUUUGAGCACCUCUCCCUUUCCUUUGUUACGAAAAUUCCAUAUAUUUCAUAAAUUUGUCAUGUCAUUUUUAUAGACAGUUGUUACAAAACAUGCCCAUUAAUAUACAUAUAUCUAUGACAAAGGUAUAGUUACAUAUUUUCUUCAGAAAAAGAUUGAGAUUUUUUUUUUUUUGUACAGACCAAAUGGGAGAGAUGCUCAAAAGAUAACUCAUAUUUUAUCAACUACUAUUCCUAAUUUCAUUCAAACUUUUUUCUGAACUGGUUCUCUCGUUAAAUGCUUUGUACAAGGCCUACUUGAUGCCAGAGAGGACUUUUUUAUAAUGGUGGUGCUUUCAAUAUUACAUGUAGGUACCUUAUACAAAACAUAGUUCUUAUCUUGAAUAUAUCAUUGCAAUGCAAUAGAUUAUUUUAUCAUUGUCUCUUAUAGGAUUGAUUUUUUAUGAUUAAUGAAGUAUGUCUCUUUAUAUAGAACUGAUUUUAUGAUAUUAUGUAAUCCAGUGAUUGGAAGCUUAUAGAAAUGAUAAGUUUGUGAAUAAAUGGCUCUGUAGGAUCAGAGAUGUACAUAACACGUAUAUUUUCUCACAAGAUGAAUUAGAGAUUACUUGAUUCUAUUUUAGGCUUUUCAUGACUCUAUGUAGCAAUAAUUAUAAAAUAUGAUGAAAACCACCCAAUAUGCUGAGGACCUAUUUAUAUGCAAGAAUUAUGAAGAUUUGUUUUGUACAUACAGUGGUUGGAGUCUUGGAAUUAAAUGAAAAUGAUGACCAUGAAACAAACUUAAA